This is a messenger RNA of Thermothelomyces thermophilus ATCC 42464, 1023 nucleotides long. RefSeq lists its product as uncharacterized. Gene Ontology annotation, molecular function: methyltransferase activity. The transcript has 10 exons. The record is from RefSeq and is a predicted model, not a curated record. NCBI's taxonomy places the organism in Eukaryota, Fungi, Ascomycota, Sordariomycetes, Sordariales, Chaetomiaceae. The coding region runs from base 1 to 1023 and encodes 340 amino acids.
AUGAACGAAGGCGAUUAUCAAACCGUACCGGUCGACAACACGUAUCGAGAGGUCGUCGUCUAUGCCAAUAGGGAGUUCCAGCGGUACGCCUUGGAGAACGGGAUAUACUUCGCUCCGGUUGACGACGAAGAGAUCGAUCGACUCCAAUACAUGCAUGGAAUCUUCAACAUGAUGUUCGACAACAGGCUCAUAUUCCCGCCGAUUCCGCGACCGAGAAGAAUCCUGGACUGUGGGUCGGGUUCCGGCGCGUGGGCCAUGGAGGUUGCUGAGCAGUAUCUUGAAUGCGAGGUCAUCGGAAUCGACAUAUACCCUUAUCCGGUACCAGAAGACAUUCCGCCCAACCUGGAAUUCCAGGUCGACGACCUCAACAGUCCGUCGACGUUCCCGUCCAACUAUUUCGAUCUGGUGCAUAGCCGGAUGAUGGCGGGAGGAAUUCAUGCGAACAGAUGGAUGAAUUAUCUGAGCGACAUCCUGCGGGUGCUCCGUCCUGGCGGAUGGUGUCAGAUGGUGGAGAUAUACUUCAACGCGCAAUCAGACAAUGGGACGCUUACCUCCAAUCAUGCUCUCCAAGUAUGGUCACAGAGUUAUAUGCAGAGCAUCCAGCCCCUGAAAGAUCCUCGAGCACCUUUGCGGCUGCAAAACUGGAUGACGCAAGCCGGUUUUGUCGAAGUUGAAUCACGGGUGUUGACUCUGCCCCUGAGUGGGUGGCCGACGGUGCCUAACCUCUCCUCAGAUCUUCGCGAGAAUGCCAUCGGUGCAGCAAACCAGGCCAACGUUCAUCAUCUCAUGUCCUCCCUUUCCGUCUACCCGUUUGCGCACACCCUGAACAUGACGGACACCGACAUCCAGUUGCUCAUUGCUCAGGCCCGCAGUGAAGCUAAUGACCCAGCCUUCAAGGACUACGUCUGUAUCGGUCGGAAACCAGGAAGCGGCAGGCAUCACCGGCAUUAUGACUCCCGAAGCCAUCAGCACUCGACGGCUGGGAAGCACAGCGACUCGCGAAAACGGGCGCGGCACGGGUAG